GAUAGGAAAACGCUUUAGGGAACCAUCUCUAGCAACAGCUGUUCCGUUGUGUAACUAAAUAGUACAUUUCUUUUUGCACACCAAAAUGUCCGCAUCCGCCGCCCGUGGCUCGACGUCGCUGCUGAAGCGCGCCUGGAACGAGAUUCCCGACAUUGUCGGCGGAUCGGCCCUGGCACUCGCUGGCAUCGUGAUGGCCACCAUUGGAGUGGUCAACUACUACGCCAAGGAUGGAGAUAACCGCCGCUAUAAGCUGGGAUAUGUGGUGUUUCGCCACGACGAUCCCCGUGCCCAGAAAGUGCGAGACGAUGAGGACGACUAGAAGCGGAGUUCCCCCGGAAAUCCAGAUGACAGUUUCCCUCUCAGCUUAACUACUUUUUUGUUUCUGCUAUUAGCUAAGUAAAACAAAUAACUCAA
Drosophila serrata is the source of this 414-nucleotide messenger RNA. RefSeq names its product NADH:ubiquinone oxidoreductase subunit A3 (gene NdufA3). NCBI's taxonomy places the organism in Eukaryota, Metazoa, Arthropoda, Insecta, Diptera, Drosophilidae. The record is from RefSeq and is a predicted model, not a curated record.